AUGAAUUCGUUUACACAAUCAACGGUGAUUGAUAAGAUUAAUCAAAAGAUAGAGUGUAUCGAUACAUGGGAGUAUAGAGGUAGCAAAAAGUUAUUCUUGGGUACAUACGAAGGUCUAGUAUUAGUAUAUGAUGUAGUAGAGAAACAAACUUCUGUUGGUACAAAUUGUUCAUUGGUUAUCUUUGAUACAAAACAAUUGUCUAGAAAACCGAUUACACAAAUGACAGUAUUGGAACCCUAUAAUAUAUUGGUGAUUCUAACGGAUGGUGAGAUAAAGGUUUUCGAUUUGCUGUCGGGUUUCUCGCAGCGUGGAAUGCUAAACAAAGCAAAGGGAUGCAAUAUCUAUGCGAUCAGUCAGAACGGUUCGAAUCUAUCGUUGUGUGCUGCAGUCAAGAAGAAGUUGGUUCUCUACAGCUGGGACGGAACCGACUUUAUCGAAGGCAAAGAAUUCAACAUACCCGACGUCACCAAAACCAUCGAUUACCGCGAGAAUCUCAUCGUCGUAAACUUUAAGAAAGCAUACAACAUCAUCAACGCUCACGACGGUAGUGUCAUCAACAUUGACACCGACAAGAUAUCAUACGUUACCUUCUUCCAAGAUAAAGAGUUUCUAAUCGUUAAGAAUAAUAUGUCAUUCUUUAUCAAUUCGGAAGGUACACCAAAUAGAAAGUAUGCACUGACAUGGAAUGAUGUACCGGUUAGUCUUACUGACAUCUACGUCGCUUCGAACUAUACGGUGUGGCGUUUGAAUCCCGUGCCAACAAUGGACUUGGUCGAACAGCUAACCAGCAACAACGAGCAUGAGACCGCUAUCAAUGUGCUCUCGAUCGCGCCCGACACACUUCCAGGCAAGCGCGAGAAACUCUCAAAGAUCAAGAUGAUCGCUGCACACUCGCUGUUUGCACGUGAGCAAUAUCAGAGUGCGAUGGAACUCUACUUGAGCAGCUAUAUCGAUCCGAUAAGAGUGAUCUCCCAGUACCCGGGAUUCCUACCACCUCUGCUGCAGGAGAAGCUGUCGGUGGCCGUCCACACCAAGGACAUCGAGAAGAACGAGAAUGCACUGUCCGCGUUGGAAACGUUCUUGGUGGGUGUGCGUAAGGAACUACAAAAGUCUGACAAACCACCUUACAAUCUCAACCCAAUGGAGCUACUCAACUCUGGCUACGAUCUGCCGACACUCAUCGAUACAACACUGCUCAAAGUCUACAUCAAAUUGAAACCGAGUUUAAUAACGAUUUUCUUUAAUCUAAAGAAUUGUCUACAUAUUGAAGAAUCACAAAGAGUUUUAAUAGAGGAAAAGAAAUUCACAGAGUUGGUAUCAUUCUAUCAAUCUAAAUCGAUGCAUAGAGAAGCAUUGACAUUGCUAGCAAAGAACAAUCCACCAAAAGACACUAUUUCAUAUCUUUGUCAAUUGGGUGCACAAUACCUACCUAUUAUCUUGGAGAAUUCAAGAUGGGUAUUACAGAAAUCAACAAAAGAUGCAAUGACUGUAAGAUAUUGUAAAAUAUUUGAAAAAGAUCAAAAAACUACUAUAAUAUUCACAACCGAGAGAAAAGAUGAAUUGCCACCAGAUCAAAUUAUACAUCAUUUAGAGAAAUACGCACCAACCUUUUUAAUGGAGUAUCUAGAGUAUAUCAUUAAUAAUCCAAUGAGACCUGAUACCACACCAAAGUUCCACAAUGAUUUAAUUUUAGAAUAUCUCAACAAGAUCACAACACUCACUCAAGAUUCAUUGACACCAAGAAUACCGGGUGAAACUGUUGCCGGUACCGAACCAGGUCUAUUGGGUGUACUACGUUCGAAAUUGAUAAACUUUUUACAGACUUCAAAAUACUAUAUACCAGAGAUGUUAUUAAGUAGAUUCCCUUUUACUGAUUUAUAUGAAGAAAGAGCUAUAUUAUUAAGUAGAAUUGGUAGACAUGAACAAGCUUUGGCAAUCUAUGCACACAAGUUAAAGAAUUUCAAGAUGGCCGAAGACUAUUGCGAUAGAAACUAUAAUAGAGAUAAUGAAGACUCAAAGGAUGUCUAUCUAUCGCUAUUGAAUGUAUAUUUAAAACCAGAGGGUAAUAUCCAACCAUUGAUUGAACCUGCACUCAGCCUUUUGAACAAGCAUUACAGAUCGAUCAACACACCAAAGGCACUUAGUUUACUGCCACUCAGCAUUCCAAUCAACCAGCUCUAUCCUUUCUUUGAAGCUGUCAUUCGUGACAACACAAAGACCAAGAGAGACAAUCAAAUUAUAAAGAAUUUAUUAAAAGCAGAACAUGUAAAAAUUAAAGAAGAAUUAAUUAAUUUAAGAUCUGGAGUUAUAAAGAUAACUGAUGAUCUAAUUUGUCCAUUCUGUAAUAAGAGAUUUGUUGGUACCAACGCAUUUGCUGCACAACCCAAUGGUAUUGCUGUUCAUUAUGUUUGCUUCCAGAAUCAACAAUCGAAAAUGAAUAACAUGAACAAUGGUACUCAUAACAUGAGUAACAGUAGCUCCAAUAUCAAUACAAGCAUGCUUCAAAAUGGAUAUCAUUGA
Heterostelium album PN500 is the source of this 2520-nucleotide messenger RNA. It is a transcript of the gene vps39, whose product is annotated as tetratricopeptide-like helical domain-containing protein. Lineage: Eukaryota; Evosea; Eumycetozoa; Acytosteliales; Acytosteliaceae. Gene Ontology annotation, cellular component: cytoplasm; membrane. The coding region runs from base 1 to 2520 and encodes 839 amino acids. The transcript has 8 exons. Gene Ontology annotation, biological process: vesicle-mediated transport; intracellular protein transport; autophagy. The record is from RefSeq and is a predicted model, not a curated record. Gene Ontology annotation, molecular function: protein binding.